Molecule: messenger RNA, 1916 nt
Organism: Blepharisma stoltei
Lineage: Eukaryota; Ciliophora; Heterotrichea; Heterotrichida; Blepharismidae
Source: the annotation of a GenBank genome assembly
AUGGGUUGCAUCCAAGCGCCAGCACCAGGCUCUGAUUUUACUCUUCAGCCUGAAAUUUCAACACCUCUGAACUCUGCAGAAAAUAAAAAAUUCAAAUGCUCAAAGUUCGGAAAAGUUGCUGAUACUUAUUCUGUCCAAGAAAGAAUAGAAUCAGGAUCAUUCAGUACCGUGGUAAGAGCCGUUGAUCAAGAAGGCAACGAAAGAGCAAUAAGACUUAUAAACAAAUCAGUGAUAGACCCAAACUCCAUCUAUAAGUUUAACAACGCGCUAGAGAUUCUUAUGGAAUUGGACCAUAUGAAUAUGGUCAAAGUUUUUGAAGUAAUUGAAGACGAAUUUACUAUGCUUGACUUCCAUGAAUUUUAUUUAUUUUUUAAUUAAAAUAGGACUUUUUUAUUAAUUAAAAAUAAACAUUUUAAUGAGUAAGGUGUAUCAAUAUAGUCACUGAGUUUUGCACUGGGAAAGACCUAAUUGGAAAAAUUGCUGACUGCAGUCCAUUUUCCGAAAACCAAGCAGCUGUUAUUAUGUACCAAGUGUUAUCAGCGUUAAUUUCUACCCAUGAAGCUGGGAUUAUUCAUUGGGAUCUGCACCCUGAAAACCUAGUCUUCCUUGAUAGCUCUGAUGAAGCGCCUCUAAAAAUCACUGAAUUCGGUGUCUUCCAGUGGCUGAAAUCAGUUCCUUCAAUAACCGAAAAUAUUGACGUCACUUUUUAUACAGCGCCAGAAGUAAUUGAAGGUAAAUUUGACAAUAAAUGCGAUAUUUGGAGCUGUGGAGCUAUGCUUUAUACAAUGCUAAGCGGAGAGCCACCUUUUACAGGCAGCAAUAAAGAUGAAAUCUUUGCAAGCAUCAAGGAAGCGAAUAUUAAGCUUAAGGGAUCAAGAUGGUCAAAAAUUUCCCAAGAAGCAAAAGAUUUAAUAAGAAAAAUGCUCGUGCUUGACCCAUCUGAAAGAAUUACCGCACAAGAAGCAUGGGAGGAUACUUGGAUUCAAGAUAGAGCAAACGGUGUUAUUGACGACAACGAAAUCAGUUCAAGAGUAGUCAGAAAACUCGUUGAAUUCAAAGUAAAUUUUAUAUAGGCAAAAAACAAACUUCAACAAGCUACUAUGGCAUUUAUUUCCAGCUAUUUAUUAUAGAAAUUUCCCAUAGAUGGCGCGGUUUGCCCUUGAUUUGCCCACUGGGGAAAUUUUUUGGUUUGACCAGUACCAUAUGGUUUGGUCAAACCAAAAAGGUUUCCUCAUGGGCAAAUCAAGGGGAAGCAGCGCCAUCUAUGGGAAAUUUCUAUACCUUCUCAAGACCUAGCCGAUCUUAAAAAACAAUUCGAGUCUCUCGAUGUAAAUCAUGAUGGAAAAUUGAGCCAAGAUGAACUCAGAAGGGGCUUUGAAAAAUUCCCUAAUUUGGCUGGAAUUAACAUUUCCGAGGUCUUUAAGAACUGCGAUUUAGAUGCAAAUGGGUUUGUAAGCUACCAGGAAUUCAUUGACGCAACGCUAAAUUGGCAAAAAGAGUUGACACAAGAGAGACUUGAAGCGACAUUUAAAGCUAUAGAUAAAGAUAACAGUGGAACAUUGACAGCUGAUGAAGUCAAAGCGUUUAUUGGGGAUGGAGCUGACGAUAGAGAGUGGAAAAGGAUUUUGAAAGAUGCUGAUCUUAAUGGAGAUGGAGUUUUGGACCUUGAUGAGUUUAAGGGAGCUAUGGUUAGAUUAUUGCGUUUCCAUACUUAUGGACUCUUAUAAUCCCGAUAUCUCCCAAGUAGACUAAGUAUUGGUUUGCCAGCUUAUGUUGGUGAAGCAUAUCUAAAAUUGUUAAAUCUCCAUUUUCAGACUGAUUUGCCAAUUUAAGGGUUGGCUUAUUACCAUAAGUGGGGAAAACGAACUCUCGGGGCUUUGGGAGUUCAUAAGUGUGGAUAUACUAUAAUGUCCUAA